CAGGAAUGAAUUAUGUUCAUUUCAAUUAUUAAAAUAAUCAUUAAAAUAAUAUGGACAAUCAAAAAAUUAUCAGAUGGAUAUGCCCAGAUCCUAAUUGUAAUUUAGGAAGAGUUAUUGAUACUGUUCCUGAAUUAUUAUUACAUUCACAACAAUAGCAUAAAUUAAUUAAGUUUGAUAAGUUUAGAGAGAUGAUUAUUACUUUUUUUGAUGAUAGUAAUCUCUCUCGUUUAUAAAAUGAAUAGCAUUAUUUAACUAUUGUCAAUAGUAUACAAACUCUUAUCACAUCUUUGAAAGACUCUUUGUAAAAUUUUGAAAACACUUUUAAAUAGUAAAUUUUGUACAAUUAAUAAUUCUAGAAAACUUGAUGAAUUCUAUGAAUAAAUACACCCUCGUUAGAUGUUUGUUGAUAUAACACAAGCUAUAAUGAGGUAGGAUGACAUAGAAAAAGAAAUCCUAAAUAUGUAUUUGAACAAUUACAUCAAAAAAUUUGAUAUUAGUUAAAAAACUUAACAAUAACUAGAUAAAUUAUAAAGUUAGAUCUUAAAUUUUUGUUAAUCAUAAAAGCCUGAUUUAUUAGGUUUAUUUGAAAAGUAAUUAAUGUUUCGUGAACCAGCCAAUGUUCUCAAAGAAUCAUAAUAAAUAAUUCCUUUAAUAUAAAUUUAAUAAAGAACUGAUUAAUUUGACAUCAAUAAAUCGAGCAAAGAAAUUAUAUUUGAAAAUAAUUUCAAAAUUGCAAGAGCAUAAAAUCAAAAGUGUUUUGCUUAUUUUAAAGGUGUAGAAGAAUAAAAAAAAGUCAUUAUGAAAGUAGAAAUCAAAAUACUAAAUAAUGAUGAUUAUAUAUUCAAUAUAGGAAUUGUAAAUGCUCAUCAUAAUCUAAAUGAUUAUGAUGGUUGUUUUCUACUUACAUAAACAGGAACUCUUCUUUAAGAGAGAGAGUCGUAAUAAUCUAAACUCAAAGUCAUUAAUGGUUCAAUAAUUAAGGUCAGGUAUGCCAAAAAACAUCCAAAAAAGAUAUUCUUUUAGGUUGAUAACAAUUUAAAUGUAAGUCAUUAUCUCAAAUAUUUAGGAUAAAAUGUAGCUAAACCAAGAGCUUAUUCAAUUUUACUUUAUAGUUAUUUUUAAAAAUGUUUAGGUUGAAUUAUUGUGA
This is a messenger RNA of Paramecium sonneborni, 1147 nucleotides long. NCBI's taxonomy places the organism in Eukaryota, Ciliophora, Oligohymenophorea, Peniculida, Parameciidae. The record is from the annotation of a GenBank genome assembly.